Molecule: messenger RNA, 834 nt
Organism: Pipistrellus kuhlii (Kuhl's pipistrelle)
Lineage: Eukaryota; Metazoa; Chordata; Mammalia; Chiroptera; Vespertilionidae
Gene: GOLT1A
Product: golgi transport 1A
Exons: 5
Coding region: 125-487 (120 amino acids)
Biological process (GO): retrograde transport, endosome to Golgi; endoplasmic reticulum to Golgi vesicle-mediated transport
Cellular component (GO): membrane; endoplasmic reticulum
Source: RefSeq, a predicted model, not a curated record
UUACCGGAGGCUCCUUUCACAACUUACCAAGGGUCAGCUUCCCUCGAGCAUGUACCAGCUCGGAUCUCUGUUCUCCUCGCCCCGGCUGGCGUGAACCUGGGAGGCCCCCCAGGCAGCCUGCAGCAUGAUCUCCAUCACCGAAUGGCAGAAGAUUGGCGUGGGCAUCACCGGCUUCGGCGCCUUCUUCAUCCUCCUGGGAGUGCUCCUGUACUUCGACUCCGUGCUCCUGGCCUUUGGGAACCUGCUGUUCCUGACCGGCCUGUCCCUCAUCAUCGGCCUGAGGAAGACGCUCUUCUUCUUCUUCCAGCGGCACAAGCUCAAGGGCACCAGCUUCUUCCUGGGGGGGGUGGUCGUGGUGCUCCUGCGCUGGCCCCUCCUGGGCAUGUUCCUGGAGACCUACGGCUUCUUCAGCCUCUUCCGGGGCUUCUUCCCUGUGGCCUUUGGCUUCCUGGGCAAUGCCUUCAACAUCCCCUUCCUGAGUGAGUAAUGACUCUCGGCUCCCACAGCUGUUCCGGAGGUUCCAGGGCUCCAGCUCGAUGGUCUGAGCCGCAGAGAUGAGCUCCUUGAACUUGGAUCACUGGCCGAGGGGCCUGGAAAGGAAAUGGGGCCACCCUCUCAGGCCCCCCCUCCUGCGCUGACGCACCUCCCCGCGCCCCCGGGCCUCUCCGCGUCCAGCAGGAAGGAUGGCGCCAGGUGACUGACCUCAGGUUCCCUUGUUGGGAGCAGAGCUGCAGGGCCCCCCAGAGCUGGGCCAGGGGCCGGGACCACACCCCGCUCUGUACGGGAGGGAAAGCAAAGAUUAAAGCCCAAGCUGUGCGUGUGCGAGAGAGACUC